UUUGAAAUCGUUUAAUCGGUGAAAAUAUUUAGAAUAAGCCUUUCGCGAUUAAACAUCGUAAAAACUGAACGGAAAAGGUUUUUUUUGGUGCUGUUGAUUAUUUUGUAGAUUUACUCACUUAGUGCGUUGUCGUUACUUUAUUAUCCGUAGAAGUGGAAAAAAAGAAAAAAAGGGAUUUUUUUCUAUGAAUAAUUUUGAUACCAGGACAUUUUCAUUUCUUGAACAUUGAAAUCAUUUAUCGGUGAGAAUAUUUAGAAUAAAACUAUCGCGUAAUCACCGUAAAAACUGAAUAGAAAUGGUUGGAUUUUUGCUCUGAAUAAUUUUUGCUACCGGGACAUUUACAUCUCUUGAACAUCCAUUGGAAUCGUUUAAUCAGUGAAAAAAAUUCAAAAUAAAUUCAUCGCGAUUGAACACCGUAAAAACUAAAUAGAAAUAACUCAUAGAAGUUGUAUCAUGAUAAACUGUAUGGUUGAGUGGUGCCAUCUUGAUUAUUACGCUUUUUUUUAGCGUCAAAUUCUCUCCUUUGGUGACUUUAUUAAGGUGGAAAUUCCGACUUUCCGUUUGACCGACGCAAAUCUGUACCAAAAGGACGUCUAUCUGAAACCACUGUCGAAAAGUUUUAUGACGUGGGCAGCGAGGAAAGUCUUUCAAAAGUUCUCACUUCGAUCAGGGAAAGUAAAAUGUUGAUAGUUUCAAAAACUGGCCGAAACAGAAAAAUCGAGUAGAAAAACUUCCUUCGUGAAAUUUUGUUCAAUUUUCUACACCAUUAUUUCAACAAGCUGAGAUAUAUGCUUUGUAAAUUGUGUUGGAGACUCUGAAUUUCGUCGAGUUUUCUCGACAACCGAAGAAUCCUGGGAUCCGCGACAGAUUUGGAAAAAUGGCAACGGACAUCAGUUGAGGACAGGCUCCGAUCCCUGCAGGACCAAGUGAAUCUCGUUCUCAGAGGUCAGUUUCCCGCCAUUUUCGAUUGCUCACAGCGAAAAGCGGCAGCCAUGAGUUUGUGCAGCGAGAGAGAGUCCUCAUUCCAGCCUCCGAACUUUCAGCACCGCAGAGAGGACGAUAGACUCAACUCAUCGGGAAUCGACUCCGACGCCAGAGAUGGAAUGGUGGGUUCGACGCCGGAAAACUACUCGCCGGCUUGCAGUCCGCACCCUCUGUCUCUUUGUAUCGGGCAGGGUUGCCUACCCCAGACGGUGGUGCGGGCCUCCCGGUCGCCUCCCUCUUACCUGUCGCAAGGCCACGCCAAGGCCAAGUGUCUUGGACUCACCUGCGUCGUCUGCGGGGACACCAGCUCCGGCAAGCACUAUGGCAUCCUCGCCUGCAACGGAUGUAGCGGAUUCUUCAAGAGGAGCGUCCGCAGAAAACUCAUCUACAGGUGUCAAGCUGGCACGGGAAGGUGCGUGGUUGACAAAGCACAUAGGAAUCAGUGCCAAGCUUGCAGACUGAAAAAGUGUCUUCAUAUGGGAAUGAAUAAAGACGCGGUCCAGAACGAGCGGCAACCGAGGAACACGGCAACGAUCCGACCCGAAACUUUCGUGGACAUGGAUCACGAUCGAGCUCUGCGCGAGGCAGCCGUCGCCGUGGGCGUCUUCGGACUGUUCAAAUGCACCUCCUCAUGCAAUUUUGAUGAUUGCAGCCCGCCCAACUCGAUGGGACUUGGAGUCUCCCCGUCGUCCAGGUACCACCAUCCCCUAUCUUUAGGCUCCCCGAAAUCACCGACGCCCCAGAAUCUGUCCAAAGAGGAGAUCGAUGAUGAGGACAGCUCGAUCGACGUGACGAACGAGGAGCCCCCCGGCGAGACGACUGCUUCGACCCCCAGCGGUGGGGGCGGGGGUGGCGGGGGUGGAGGCGGAGGCGGGGGUGCCGGAGCGGGCGGCGGAGGAGGGGUGGGCGCCCCGGGCCUGCCCCCGAACCCCGACCACGCCUUCAUCUACCCGCCCGUCCAGGAGACGCUCUACGAGACCUCCGCCCGGCUCCUUUUCAUGGCAGUCAAGUGGGCCAAGAACCUCCCCUCCUUCGCCUCCCUCCCCUUCAGAGACCAGGUGAUCCUGCUGGAGGAGUGCUGGUCGGAGUUGUUCCUCCUGAACGCGAUCCAGUGGUGCUUGCCGAUGGACACGAGCCCGCUCUUCAACGCCAGCGACCACGUGGCCGCCGUCCCGAACGGGAAAGCCAGCCAAGUGGCCGCCGACGUCAGGGUCCUCUGUGACACCCUCCACCGCUACCGCGCCGUCGCUGUUGACCCCGCCGAGUUCGCUUGCCUCAAGGCCAUCGUCCUUUUCAGAGCCGAGACCCGAGGCCUGAAGGACCCGCUCCAGGUGGAGAACCUGCAGGACCAGGCGCAAGUGAUGCUGAACCAGCACACCCGGGCCCAGCACCCGACACAUUCGGCUCGCUUCGGAAGGCUGCUCCUCAUGCUACCCCUCCUCCGGCAGGUACCCACCGUCCGUGUUGAGGCUAUCUUCUUCCAGAGGACCAUCGGAAACACACCCAUGGAAAAAGUCCUCUGCGACAUGUACAAAAACUAAACGCCCAAUCAGGCCUAUUCCAAUGUGUGCAAUCGCAACUAGCUGUACAGUGUAUGUAUAACGUAAUGUAGAAGUCAAAUCGGGCAAUUUGUCAAACAGCAUCCGGAAAAUGAACGACGACACCCUUCCCUGAUCGCUCCACUGUCCUACAUUUUAGAUUUGAUUGGCGUUUCGCGUCAAUACGGGCCACAUCGUGUCCGGCUUCGUGAAGAGAUAUUGUAGAAUACACGAGAUAUAUUGUACGUUUAUUGUACGUAUUGUAUGCAUUGUAGAAUGUGCGCGAUUUAUUGUAGAUAUUGUAUUGUGUCAUUCGAGUUCGCCUUCAACUCGGUGGUUAUGCAAUUCGAGCGACCCUGGCUUUGGAGUCACAAUCAUUGAGGGGCUUGGAUGACCGUAGGCGCACCAGUUUAGUUUUUGAAAAAAUUGAGAUAUUCAUGAGCUCAACUGAAACUGGUUUGAAAAUAUAUUUUGUGAAAAAAUCACAACUGCAAUCCAACUUUUAAUGAUCCGAAAAUGAGUUUAAACCUCCUCUCCGCCAUUAGGCUCCAUAGUUUUGAAAUUUUAAACACGUUCCUGAAAUAGCAAAAACUGCACUUAUGCGCCUUGCCCUCAGUUGUAUUGACACUUUUUUUUUCAUUCAAGCCUUCAAGUUUUCUGUCAUGUUGAGAUAGGAGGCAAUAUACAUACUAAGGCAAUAUGUACACUGCUUACCUAAGUCUAUAAUUUUCAAAUCUUUUUCAUUCGUUCGGGAGAACAAAAUUAUGGAAAAUGUAUUACAAAAGUCGGUUCACAUUUAAUAAAAAAUUGUAAAAAACAUUCACUUGGACUGACCAUCCGAAGCAUUUGACUAAAUGCCUGAUUUGACUAAAUGCCUGAUUUGACUACUUGCCCGCGGCAGCGGUCUAAUUAUUAAAAUUGAUAGACAAACCUAUAGACAAAGGAGGCAAAGGGAAAGUGGAGCGAUCCUAUUGGUGAAAGCAAGCUGUUGCUAUGGAGAUAGGAGGUAAUGAAGCGACUAACUGCAACUCACGAGACACUCUGUAGUUAAUCCUUAAUUCCCCAAACUUGAUCUAUAAUAACCAUUCUUUUUAACCAAUAGGAUCGCUCCAUUUCCGCAUGUCUUCUUUGUUUAUUGCUUUGUCUAUCAAAUCCAACAAUCAGCCCGCAGAUAGAUUUGCCGCGUUAAUAGAGCAACCAAAAAUCGCAAUUCAUUGAAUCGGAUUUGUUUCAGCAGACAUCACGUUCAGAGCGUAUAACGUUCAGAUUUUAGGUGAAUUUGCCGCAGAUUUGAUUUUAGUAUUUUCUACAUUUGUUGCGGUGAUGACUUCUAUUUAUAUGUAUUGAAAAAGGGGUCAGAGAAGCGAAGCAAUUUUUUAGACGUUUAUCUCUAAAAAUUCUACUCUGGAGGCUCAUUAUCGAAAUCGAAAUUAAUUGAGCUCACUUUGAGUACAGUAAAGUUGAUUCAACGACGGUAAAUAACUCUUCGUACGGGUAAUUUUGACUACGAUUGGCGGCUCAAUUCGUAGUUCAAUGAGAUGUGAUUCUUGCUUCGGCUCAUUGUCAGUACGUUUCAUAAGAGUACUCUCCACCUCAUUGAUAGAUUUGCCAAGUGGAGGAGGAGAAUAGAUUCAGAUACCAUAAAAUAUGCAAAGUAAUGAUGAAAUAUUGAUGUUCGUCGAAUUGUAGUAUACGUCGAAACGGGUGAAUAUGACAGUAAAACAUGUGGUUAGAUUUCUAACUUUUCAAUCGUUAUUAAUGUUCAAGAUCUUCACUUAAAAUCAUAUUCUGACGAUGAAAUUUUUCUGUCGAAAUAUAUCCUUCAGCAGCUUGAAUUGCAUGGCACAUUUUCAUACGGUGCUUCCAUAGAGGUGCGUCAAGUUACAUAUGAUAUCCUUUUAAAGCGCCUUCAUUUACGGAAGAUGCAGAAUACGUUGCACCUGAGGAAAAGUUGAUCUUAACAGAAAUGUGCCAAAAAAUCUACCAUAACCUCCUCCUUUCAAAAUGGUGACUAUCGCUGUAUGAGUAUGCUUAAAGUAGAUACCAUAAAAUGUUCUCGCUGUUUAUGCAUUUUUAUGUGAGUUACUAUUACAUUGUUACUUUUUAGUUUUUAUUCUCAAACUUUCAUUCAUGCGAAAUCCGGCACUUUGAAAGCUUGCGUAACUUAUACGCAAGUAUCGGAUAUUGUAAAAGUGAAACUGUAAAAUAAAUUUCAGAAAUUUGUUAAAUUA
This is a messenger RNA of Bemisia tabaci, 4753 nucleotides long. Lineage: Eukaryota; Metazoa; Arthropoda; Insecta; Hemiptera; Aleyrodidae. The record is from RefSeq and is a predicted model, not a curated record.